AUGACAGCGACAGCGCUGACCUGCGGCUCCUCACCAGCAUCCGUUGAUCUGGACGAAUGCAUAUCUCGUCUAUAUAAGAAGGAGCUCCUGGCCGAGUCCGUUAUAGAGGCAAUAUGCGCGAAAACCAAAGAGCUUCUGAUGCGAGAAAGCAAUGUGAUUCAUGUCCAAGCGCCUAUUACCGUCGUCGGUGAUAUUCACGGCCAGUUCUAUGACCUUAUAGAAAUCUUCAGGAUCGGUGGCCGCUGCCCCGACACCAACUAUCUAUUUCUCGGCGACUACGUUGACCGUGGAAUGUUUAGCGUCGAGACGAUCUCUCUCCUUGUGUGCCUAAAACUUCGAUACCCGAGUCGCGUGCAUCUAAUCCGAGGAAAUCACGAGUCCCGUGGAGUUACCCAAUCGUAUGGAUUUUACACGGAAUGCUCGCGAAAGUACGGAAAUGCCAAUGUAUGGCACUACUUCACAGACAUGUUUGACUUCUUGACGCUGAGCGUUGUCAUCAAUGACCAAAUCUUCUGCGUGCAUGGGGGCUACACGUUUGGGGCACAAGUUGUGAAGAAAUUCCUCGCCGUCAAUAAUAUGUCACACAUUCUUCGGGCACAUCAGCUCUGCCAAGAGGGAUAUCAAGUACUCUACGAUGAUCAGCUUAGUACCGUGUGGAGUGCGCCCAACUACUGCUACCGGUGCGGCAACAUGGCGAGUGUGUUGGAGGUCAGCGACACCGGAGAACGCUUCUUCAAUGUUUUCGCAGCUGCGCCUGAGAACGACCUGCACAAAGACCUUUAUCUUGGCGGCGACAAAUCCGCUGAUGGAAACGCACUCCCUGACUACUUCCUCUGA
Parascedosporium putredinis is the source of this 837-nucleotide messenger RNA. NCBI's taxonomy places the organism in Eukaryota, Fungi, Ascomycota, Sordariomycetes, Microascales, Microascaceae. The record is from the annotation of a GenBank genome assembly.